AACGCUUCGAGACUUUGAAGUUGAAUGUUCAUGUAUCAGAGCUGCGACUUGCCAACAUAGGCAAGUCUGGGAAACAAAGUCUAGUCUUGGCAAUUGGCACUCGGCACGCAACCGUGUGUCAGCUCGCUCGUCCAUGACUGAUAUUCGUUAUUCAUCACGGAUCGCCAAAGCGCAGGCGUCAGCAGUGACUUCCAGGUCUAAGGCCGGAACGCACCGCCCAUAGACCUUGCCUAUAACAGCAACGAGAUGGGGUGGGGCAGUCUUUAAGUAUGGUACGUGUGCAUAGCACGUUUGAUUUGCCGCAACUUUGCCCCUAUGGAGGCCUUUGGCGAGAUAAUCGAAUGAAAGGCCUUUAAACCCCUGAAAUAUUAUCGCUACUGCAAGAGCAAGUUUCAGCAGGUCCCACCAUGACAGGCCUCCACAUCGGCGGCAGCAUCUUGCCAGCCGGCAUCGACAUCGACAUCACAUCAACAGUCAAUGAUAUCCUUCUCCACAGCAGUCGACCUCCGCACGGUGCGGAAAAGUCUCCGAGCGUCUUCGCGCAAUAUCUGUCACAGCGGGCGGAGUUGGCGCGGGAAGCGGUACCUACGCUGCUCAACCGCUCACGCCAGGCGCAAGUGGAUCAAGCAAGCAUAUCCAGUGCUCUCAAGGUACCGGAAGUUUUCGACGAGAGGGCUCGGCUGUACAUCAAAGUGGACUGUCGCCGAGCGUACUUCCCUGGACAGACGGUAGAGGCAAUUCUUGCGGUCGAUCAGGAAUGGCUGGAAGCUGGACCGCCAGCCCUCGAUGGCUUCUCUGAGGUCACGGUCACUUUCGAAGGCAGGGUAUCGUCGUAUGGAGUCGAGAACGUUACCACAAAUACUGUCAAGCACGAGGAUAAUCCACUCUUUGAAGAGUCGUAUUCCCUCAAACCCUACGUCGGAUCAUCUUCUUUAAUCCGGACCUCGACUGUCAACGGUGAAAGCAUCACAGGCCUCUCUCUCACACCAGUCGAAAAUGUCGAUGCUUUCCAUCCAAGUAGGUCGUCUCGACUCAAAGCCUGGCAUCUACGGGCUGUUUUCCCAGAAGCAGUGCACGCUUCUCGCAUGGUCGGCAACAAGAACUUAUUCACAAAGCGCAAGGAAACCCGCGCCAUACUUCUUCCUCCGUCAUUUCGUGAUGAUUGCAUAGGCGGCUCCAGUAGUCGCAAUGGUCAAAAUUCGGUGGUAUACCGCAUAUCUCUCAAAGGGAAACGAAUCAAGAAGGGGAAGGCACCCAGCUUUCUCGCCGUGCCUCUUCUAUUCCUACCGUUAGCAAUUGCGCCACCGCCAGCGUUGACGCUGGUCGACCUGCCAGCAUACUCGUACGAUGCCAGGUCUGAAGCAGAGAACGAAAAACGAUUUGUGACGUUGACAUGUCGUGAAAAGAUUCGAAAAGGCAUUGUCUUGGACAAAGCGAUCGUCACAGCCAAGGUGAUCAUGCCCCGACCUGUGCAUGUUCCUUCAGCUUGGGCUUUUCCUUUCAGCAUAUUAUGCAGCAUCUCCUCCAAAGACCCGAAAGAUUUAGACGAUGGCGGAUCGAUAUCUCUCCCAACACUCCCACUAUCGGGGGCACGUGACAGCUUUCCAGCGCUCAGCUUCAAGCGCGUGGAGACAUCCAAGGCUGACUGGGCGGAGGAAAUCGCCACGACGGUGUACGAUUGCGACACCAAGUGGGACGACGGCCAUCUGCGGGAUCGAGUGACGGAACAGGUACAAGACAUUGAGGCGCAUGGCUGGUCCAAGCCUGGUAUGGACCAGGACACCGGGAGAUGGACACGUCGUGCGCGGCUCGUUGGCACCGUGAAGAACAGCAUGCCUCCGCCGGUACAUACAUCUUCCCUCAUCGUUGAGUACCAACUCCACUUCUCCUGGAAGCUCAGUUCAGCCGUCAAAAUGAAUGGCUUCGUGACGAAUUGGCUGUCAAGCUCAGGUAUUGGCCCCGAAACCUUGCAUGCAAGCGAAGGGGCAACUCGAAUUGCUCUCGGUAGUGAUUAUGCGUCGCUCCGAGCUGUCGCAGACCCUAUUUUGGGACCGCCAGCGCAGCCCACUGCACAUCUGGCGGAUGACCUGCCAGCGUACGACUUUGGCUCGCAGCCAAAUACCAGCGCUCGGCCCUUCCCUAAUGAUCCCAAGCCCUCCUCGUGUUGCUGAAUUCCCUGGUCUAACUCCAAGCUGGAUUGCUUAAUCUACAAAAUUUGUGGAAUGUUGUAUGUACUAUCAUGCUGGUAACAACGCUCUUU
Messenger RNA from Tilletiaria anomala UBC 951, 2260 nucleotides. RefSeq lists its product as uncharacterized. The transcript is spliced from 3 exons. The record is from RefSeq and is a predicted model, not a curated record. NCBI's taxonomy places the organism in Eukaryota, Fungi, Basidiomycota, Exobasidiomycetes, Georgefischeriales, Tilletiariaceae. Bases 408 to 2171 code for a protein of 587 amino acids.